GUGUAAACGUCUCGACGAAUGAGUUUUGCGAGGAGCUACUGUUCGACGUUAACAAUAAUUGGCCAACUCAAUGGUUACAAAGUGCAUUUUAAGGUAGAAAAAAAUCGAUCCUGCUUUUGACGGGAGUAAAAAUGAUUGUGCAUCAACGCUUUUGAACUUUUUAGAAAGUGAGGACAACGAAAGUGAUUCUCAAACUAAUUCACAGCGAAUAAAAAUAUCGCGUUUUUUUAUUCGACAGUGAAGACAUUCUCGUUUAUUCCCGAGGUUAAAAAUACAAAAGAUUUUUUUUCAAUCUUAAAAACUGUGCUCACAAAUGAGCGAACCGGGACAUGGGAUCGUGACGUUUCCUUCGAAUCUCGGCUUCGCGCAGCGGGAGCCUAUCAUCUGAGGAUAUCCCUACUUUUUUCCUUCACAGAGAGUCGCCUUUCGCUCUGCGUUGGAAGAGCUCCGGGGCCUGCAAGGCCCCAUUCAGUGGGUCUCUCUCACCUGGCAAUCUUGACUAACCUGAGCAGCCAUCUUGGCAAGCGUCUCAGCGCGUAUUGACUCCUGUAAAGAAACAUAUUUUUCUCUCGAUAUUGAGAACCAUAAAAAAUCGAUCGAUUUCGCGUGGACAUUUGAAAAUAGUCGUCGAUCGAGAUAAUUCGGCGUGGGAUACUCUCGUGUUUUUUAAUCCCUUAACUUCCGGAGCGUGUUUUUUUUUUUCGUGUCAUUUCGUUCGUCGAAAACAACAAGUUUCUCGCGCAUUGGGCAUCGAUGAAUCUGACCACCUGGAACAACCGUUCGAACCGAAAACUUCGAGUGAUCGAAAAAAAAAAAAAAUAAUUAAAAUUUUCUCGCCACAUUAAGGCGGUGUUUGUGAUUCGAGUGAGAAGCAGUGAAAACCUUCGACGAAAAGUGCUCCGAAAUAGCAGUGAAAAUCUCAUUUUUCGAGUGAGACAGGCAUGGGGAAACGUCAAAGUGUCGUAGAGCUAUCAACGAUCGAGACUUGAACGAAAACGCUUCGCGAGUCUUUGUCAGUGCAUCUUCCCAUUCUUAAACGUCACUGGACCGGAAUUUCUCGAAAUUUUGAGAAACGAUGACUCAUUGGGGUUGAUCAAAAGAAAGUUGAGAUUCCAAACAAAAAUUUGCAAAAUCCAGCUGGUGAAGAACGCUGAUUUCAAAAUAUCCAACGAAAUGGGCUCGAAGAUCGAGUACGUCGAGUCGUCGCACAUGUACGCGACGAAUUACAUCAGAAAUUCCAAAGCUAUCGGUGUGUUGUGGGGCAUUUUCACGAUAUGCUAUGCAAUCAUCGGUGUCGUUGCCUUCGUCACGCCUGAAUGGCUCGGCGAUUUGGAGCACGAAAAUCCGGGCCGAUUUGGCCUCUGGUCGAGAUGCAGCUACGGCGGAAAUGGCGAAUUGGGAGAGGAGUGCAUCGGGAGGCUCGACGAUCUUUCGACGAUAGUGAACGUUCCGUUCCGAGCGAGCACGAUUCUCGUUGGUAUUGCUGUGAUCAUAGCGUUGCUGUCGAUAUGUGCGAUGUUAUUGUUCUUCUUCUGUCAAAGCACAACGGUUUUCUACCUCUGCGGCUGGAUGCAAGUCAUAUCAGCGAUCUGCAUGGCUGUUGGAGUAAGCGUUUAUCCUCUGGGCUGGGAUUCUCCGAUGAUUCGUGCAGUUUGCGGUGCUUCCGCGGCCCGAUAUUAUCCCGGUGCAUGUGCAAUUAGAUGGGCCAUACCACUCGCUGGUAUUGCUGCACUCGAUGCAGUUACUCUCGCUGCCCUCGCGUUCAUACUCGCAUCGAGACACGUGAGACUUCAGCCUGAACCGUUCAACAAUGGAUCGUUGUACAAAGGCGAAGUUAAUCCUGGUUACGUGAAUGAGGCUCAGAGCGUUGCAGGCUCUCGAAAAUCUUUGUCACUGAGACCGGUAUUGCUCGUAGCACCGCCGGAGCAGGACCGCUACAGCGAACUAUCCAGAGCGAAGUCACACUCCCACCACAGUCUUUAUUCUCCGGCUCCGUCGCAUCCGGUUCACACGUUAUCAACCAACACUCUCAAUCACUCUCAGCGCAAUUUCCAGCUUUGAAAAUCCGGCGAAUAAUAAGAAAGAGAAGUCGAAAAGAAAUCCUGAGUGUUGACGGAUCGUCGAUAAACUUGUCAACUUGCCAUACGUCAGGAAAAACCUCACUUAAACGUGACUGAUAUUUUUGUUACUCCUAUUUGUAAGAUCUUUUGUGCAUUUUAAUUUUUGGUAUUACUCGAAUAUUUUGCUCCGUGACUGCUGUCAAAAGAGAUUCAAACGUUUUUUUAUCGCUUGAAAAUCAUCAAGGUCUAAUCCUCUGACAAUUUCAUUAAUUAUUCAAUGAGCAAUGCUAACUGAAAUUGAGAUUUUUCACUGGAAUUGUGGAUCUGAAACUUUCGAAAGUACUCUUGACAACAUUCUGCUCGCAUUUUAUUAAGGAAAAUCGACUUCAACAAUGCAACGUUGAAAUUGAGUUACUUUCACGUGACUACUCCAGAAAAUUUUAAGCCUGUUAAGGAUAAACGUUGAUUUUAUGUACUGGCAAAUUUUCUGCCAAAGUUUUAUCUCAAUCAACAUUAUUUUAUUGUAGAAAGUAAAUAAUUACUGUAUAAUUUUCCAUAUUUUUAUAUCUUUUGCAAUAAAUUGUUGAAAGAUUGUACAUA
This is a messenger RNA of Venturia canescens, 2660 nucleotides long. It is a transcript of the gene Lhfpl, whose product is annotated as Tetraspan membrane protein in hair cell stereocilia. The record is from RefSeq and is a predicted model, not a curated record. The transcript has 5 exons. Gene Ontology annotation, cellular component: plasma membrane. The coding region runs from base 1174 to 2061 and encodes 295 amino acids. NCBI's taxonomy places the organism in Eukaryota, Metazoa, Arthropoda, Insecta, Hymenoptera, Ichneumonidae. Gene Ontology annotation, biological process: sensory perception of sound.